AUGGCAGACGGUAGCGGAAGCCAAUCGAAGAAGUUCGAGCCGAAGACGCCUGUCCAGCUCGACCCGCCCAAGAACGACCCGAUCAGCCCGGAAUAUCUCUCAAAAUGCGAUGGCACGAAUGUGGACUAUCCGACAUAUGUGGCAAUGAAGGGUACAAUAUUCGACGUCAGCGGAAACAAGGCGUAUACUCCAGGAGCAGGCUAUCAUGUGUUUGCCGGUAAAGACGCAUCCCGCGCGCUGGCGAAGUCGUCUCUGAAGCCAGAGGAUUGCAGACCUGAGUGGGAAGACCUUCCGGAUAGUGAGAAGAAGGUGCUGGAUGACUGGUUCACCUUUUUCAGCAAGCGGUACAACAUCGUCGGCGUUGUUCAGGGCGCUGCAAAUUUAUAG
Molecule: messenger RNA, 387 nt
Organism: Coniosporium apollinis CBS 100218
Lineage: Eukaryota; Fungi; Ascomycota; Dothideomycetes
Exons: 4
Coding region: 1-387 (128 amino acids)
Cellular component (GO): endomembrane system; membrane
Source: RefSeq, a predicted model, not a curated record